Molecule: messenger RNA, 1362 nt
Organism: Cavenderia fasciculata
Lineage: Eukaryota; Evosea; Eumycetozoa; Acytosteliales; Cavenderiaceae
Product: UAS domain-containing protein
Exons: 3
Coding region: 1-1362 (453 amino acids)
Biological process (GO): proteasome-mediated ubiquitin-dependent protein catabolic process
Cellular component (GO): nucleus
Molecular function (GO): ubiquitin binding
Source: RefSeq, a predicted model, not a curated record
AUGUCAGACAAGGAUGAAAAAGUUAUUACAUUUUUAGAGUUGACAAACUCUUCAGACCCAGAGGAAGCAUUGUUGUUGUUAGAGCAAAAUGAUUGGAACCUAGAGAAUAGUGUAAACAAUUACUUUUUGAUUCAUGAAGAUGAUAACAAGCAAGCAGCAUCUUCUUCAUCUCCAUCGAAAUCAUCACCCAUCAACAGUGGUGAGGGAGGAAACGUUUACUAUGAUGACCAAGAUAAUGUCAGAGCACCAAUGACAGCAUAUACAGAUACAAUGAUAGAUUCCAACGAUGUGUAUGACCAAUUUACAGGAAGAGCUAUCCCUGCCAAUAGAAGAAGACCACAACACCAACAAAGAAACAAUCCUUUUGAAACCUUUAGAAACUUUCAAGCAGAGGUCAAAGUCCCAUCUCCAACUGCCCCAACUCGCAAACAAACACAGUUGGCUGAAUUGUUCAAGCCUCCUCUUGACAUUCUGAGCUUUGGUUCUUUUGACACUGUCAAAAAGAUGGCCGAGCAGAAAAAGGCGUUCCUAUUGGUCAACAUUCAAGACGUAACAGAAUUUGACUGCCAAAAGUUAAACAGAGAUACUUGGUCGCACACUGGUCUCAAAUCUUACAUUUCAAAUCACUUUGUAUUCUGGCAAGUCAGUAAAGACAGUAAUGAAGGUGCCUACUUUGUAAAGAUUUAUCCUGUACAACAAUACCCAUACAUUGGAAUCAUAGACCCAAGAACCGGAAGAAAUAUGAUAAAUACGCAAGGCAAAUUUAUCGACUCUGAUCAAGCAUACAGUUUUCUACAAAAGUUUGUCACCUCCAAGGAACAACCUUUAGAUGAAACUGACUCAAAGGACGUAAAGAGACAAAAGAGACAUACCACCGAAGAAGAAGAACUAGAAAAAGCUAUUCAAUUGUCUUUACAAGGCGCAACAAAUCAAAACAAACAAGAUGAUCAAGAUGAACAGGACGAACAAGAUCAACAGGACGAACAAGAUGAACAAGAAGAGCAAGAAGAGCAAGAUGAACAGGAAGAACUACAAGAAGAUGAGGAUUUGUCAAUGUAUGAAAAAGAAAUAGUAGUUCCACCACCUAAUGCGACACCCAUUGUCGAUGAAACAAUUGGAAAGGUUGGUGACUGUGUUAUUCAGGUGAGACUACCAAGUGGUGAAGUAUUAAAAGGUAAUUUCCAAUCCACUGAUACUGUCCAAAAGAUUUAUUACUUUGUCACUGUCAAGAGUGGAAUCAAGAACUUUGUUCUAAUGACACCAUUCCCAAGGGUUGAACUAACAGGAGAAUUAAUUUCUAAAACUUUACAACAAAAUGAUCUUGUUCCUCGUGCAAUUUUAACAGUAAAAGAUACUCCAUAA